Molecule: messenger RNA, 4162 nt
Organism: Patiria miniata (bat star)
Lineage: Eukaryota; Metazoa; Echinodermata; Asteroidea; Valvatida; Asterinidae
Product: mucin-12-like
Exons: 24
Coding region: 1-4161 (1386 amino acids)
Biological process (GO): cell surface receptor signaling pathway; adenylate cyclase-activating G protein-coupled receptor signaling pathway
Cellular component (GO): membrane
Molecular function (GO): G protein-coupled receptor activity
Source: RefSeq, a predicted model, not a curated record
AUGCACGGCGAUGAUAGAUGCCAUCAACUUCAAUUGCCCAUUUCAGAUAAGGACCUUAUUCUUGAGGAGGGAUGUCUUAUAAUCGAUACCGACGAGGCGUCGAUGCUCUAUUACAACGAAUUCGAUGGAAUCGAUGAAGGUACCGUCACAGGCACCACCACCUUCUACAAUGGAACAUUUGCAAACCAUGCCACGACCGGCAACUCGACAGCACUACAUCAAACCGACAAUUCAACUUCAUAUACCCAACAAUGGGAUCUCAAUAUGACCACUGUCAACACAGAACCGGACGAGGCAACCAUCACUGGGAAUCGGGAAACAACCUCCUCUGAGGAAUCGUCGACAUUGAAUCAGAGUAGUACGUCUUCUUCUGAACCCGUGAUGAACGAGGCUAACGAGACGUCUACUUUCGAGAGUGAGGCGACCGUUGGUAAUACUAGUGGCGCACCGAAUACCUCCCACUUGGGUCUUGAUGCGACCUCUGCCAACACAGAACCGGGUGAAGCAACCGCAGCUCUGAAUCUUGGAACAACCUCUUCCGGAGAUUUGUCAACAUUGAACGAGAACAGCACCUCGGCCAAAUCAACUCCUGAACUCACGACGGGCAAUGCUAACCAGUCUACCGAGGUAUCCACUUUCCAAAGUGAGGUGAUCGUCGGUAAUAUCAGUGACACAGCUAACACUUCUGAAACUUACACAACUUUCUCUCGGCUCGGCAAUUUAAGUUCAAGCUCUACACCGUCAAUGCCUGAGAAGUUCAAGAUAGUCCUGAAUGGAACUCUUGAGAAUUUAACUUACCGAGAUGAAACAGGCGGCCGAGAGUGGAAUUACACCGUCGUGACUUUCUCUAAGCCGGGCUCCAUUGAACUCAAAGGAAACUUGAAAGUGGUCGUUAGGGGUAAGAACGCCCUGCGUCUACAGAGUACAGAAGGAGGCAUAUUGGUAGGAACGGACAUAAUGAUAGAAGGAAAAGAGGAGCAUUCGGAUGGGACAGAAUCCGGCAUGUUUGUCGGUGGUUUUCAAGGUUUUCCGAGUCCUGGAGGAGGUGCCGAUGCCGCUUCUUACCCGGGAGGAGCGGGCCACGGCGGGCACGGAGGAGGCAGCUUCCGGGAGAGCCAGACCCAGCCUUGCGGUCGGACCAGCGAUGACCAACGGUCAUCAGAUCCAACGUCGGUGCAAACUUCUACCUUUGCGGAGACCCUGGUGGUAACGGUGAUGAAUCAAACGGCAAGCACGGUGCAGGAAACAACGAGUGGCACCGUGAAGAACAACUACACGACAUAUUGGAAUGGCACUGCUCUUGCUGAAGUCAGCACAAAUGGCACAACGGAUCUCAACUCAACGCUACCAUCCAGCGUCCAUGACACGUCUUCGGAAUCGACCACCAUAGCGCUGUAUCCGAACAUGACGAUGGAGACGCUGCUCAAUCAAACCGAUUUCAUUGACAUUACUGGAGGAUCUGUAAGCCAAGCCUCGAAUAAUUCAAGAGACGAUUCUAAUACAACCAAUGAAGCUCUGCAUCAAAAUACCACUGAGCCUUUACCGAACAUGACCGACGUUCUGACCGCGACCAAUAUGUUGACGGCUACAGACCUGUUCCUUCAAUCUACGACCACAGAUGCCCUUUCAACAUCGGAUGGCGAUGGCAUCUUGUACAACUGCUCGUACGGUUUUCCUUACGUGCUGGGAAGCUAUGAUCACUUGUUGGGCGGAAGUGCAGGAGGCGUUGGGAGUCCAGGGGUUUCUCGAUUGGGAGGCGGUGGCGCUAUUGAAUUUCGCGCACGUGAAGGAAAUGUGACUAUAGAUGCACUUGUGACCGCAAGAGGGCGCUCUGUGCUAAAUAACCAAGAGCCAUCUAGGGGAGGAGGCAGCGGUGGUCUUAUCCGUGUUCGAGCAAAGUCGGUCCAUUUAACGUCAAUGGGAUCCCUUGUUGUCUCUGGUGGUGACGGGAAUGAUGGGCAUGGCGGAGGCGGUGGAGCUGGGGGUGUUAUACAGAUCAGGAUCGGACAAGGCGGUGAGAUCAUCGCAGAGAAUAACCCAGCUUUCUUGCUGAGUGGAGGCUCUGGAUACCCUCGCUCGGGCCAGGAUGGGUUUCUGUCUAUUUCCAGCGGUAAGAUUCAAAGUAUCACAAGUCAUGAUGCAGAAUCAGUCACGAUUCAAAGCAGCAGCAACAGCAGCGGUGGCGGCGGCGGCGGUGGUGGUGGUGGCGGCGGCGGCGGUGGCGGUGGCGGCGGUGAUGAAGGCAACUGUACUUGUAACAAUAACAACCAACAACAUGGCGUUACUUCUCAACCCUUACCAAGUACCACGUCCGUGGUGACCGUAAGCCUAAAUUCGGCUGAAACUGUCACCCUGACCACGCCCACAACGCCAGCUGAGCCCACGAUGACAACUGAUUCACCAGGAAGAGAAGAGUCCACCACCAUCGGAACGUCUACAAACGGUCUGACCGUGUCGACCCCACAACUACCAGAUGACAUCACGCCAGAGGAGGCAGCAGAUUAUAUCAAGGAUCUCACUUUGAAUAUCAGCACGACCGAAUCAACUACGUCCACCGAAGCAGCCGACAUAAUGGACACCAUUGAGCAGAUCGGAUUGUCUGUUGGUAGAGAUCUAGCAAAGAGGCGAAAGCCAGGGGAAGCGAUCAACGUCACUGUUAGCUCAGAGGAAUUGGUUAUGCAGCUUGAGGUCCUGGAGGCUAACUCUUUCGCCGGUGCUGUUAUUUCCGCGCCGGAUCUGAAUUCUCCAAAUGUGACAACUCAGCCAGCCGCCAUUACGAUACACAAAUCUGUCGUGCCAAGCAAUUCCACAGGCAGUGUAAUCAUUGUCGGGACGCUUUACACACGAAUCGAGCGUUACUUAUCCGGUGCAGUUGCAACAUCUUCGGGGCUGGAGACGGGAUACGAUAUUAUUAGCGUCGUCUUGAGUGCCACACUAGAGUUGACGAAAAGCACACCGGAUUUUACGAGAGGGGUCACUAUUACAGCUGUUAACAACGAGCAAUUGCGUGGACAGGACACUAUCUGUGCAUUUUGGAAUUUUUCCAUUCCAAGUGAUUUUGGUGGGGCGUGGUCAACAUCUGGGUGUUUUGUCAACGUAUCCAAUGGGACUCACUCAAUGUGCACAUGUGAUCAUCUGACCAAUUUUGCCGUGCUUCUCCGGCCGACAGAUUUUACCUUGCCGCCUGGCCACGAGAGGGCGCUCGAGAUUCUCACCAACAUCGGUCUUGGCCUAUCCCUGGCCUGCCUUGUGGUGGCGCUUGUCACUAUAUCAGCCCUCCUCAGGAGCCUGAAGAAUUUCGAGUCGGCCACCAUCCAUUUGAAUCUCGUCAUUGCCCUGACGGUGGCCGAUUUCUUCUUCCUUGUUGGAGCUAACGAUACCGCCAACAAGGCCUGGUGUAAGGCAGUAGCUGGCAUACUACAUUACACCUACACUGUGAUGUUCAUGUGGAUGCUGAUGGAGGGUAUCUAUCUCUACAUCCGGGUCGUUCGUGUGCUCCAUCCGCCCUCGCGAACGACCCUUAAAUAUUUCUUCGUUGCCGCCUGGGGGUUACCAAUAGUGAUUGUUGUGGCAACGGCCCUGGCAACACCGGAGAGCUACGGAUCGGACACGGCCUGCUGGCUCGACACAGCCCAGGGGGCCAUCUGGGCAUUCGGAGGACCAGUGCUCGCUAUCAUAGGGGUGAAUAUCUUCUUUUUGGCUGUAGUGAUGAUUCGCUUUGUGUCAGUCAAGAGUGUUGCUAAGCAGUCGAAGUGGAAACAGGCGAGGAAGACAACCAGAGCUGCUGUGAUUCUCCUGCCUCUGCUGGGCAUCACCUGGCUGUUCGGUUUGCUGUCUGUGGAUGAAAGCACCCUGAUCUUCAUGUACAUGUUUGUCAUAUUCAACUCUCUUCAGGGAGUUUUCAUAUUCCUAUUCCACUGCUUGACAAAUGAUGACGUCAUUUCCACCCUUCGCAUCAAGCUGCGAAAGUCUCGCAGCCGACUCGACUUCCGCCUUGCCUGGCCGAGUGAAACUAAGACUGCAUUCGUAUCUAGCCCAGCGAAGAAAAAGAAGAAAAAUUCCGUUCAUCCAUCGACACACACGAGCGUGACCGUGUUGGAUCAGUCAUCGCCUCGUGGGAGUGUGGGCCAUUGGACCGACACGAAGGAGCACGCAUUCUGAA